Molecule: messenger RNA, 714 nt
Organism: Gossypium arboreum
Lineage: Eukaryota; Viridiplantae; Streptophyta; Magnoliopsida; Malvales; Malvaceae
Product: ferredoxin C 1, chloroplastic
Exons: 1
Coding region: 84-548 (154 amino acids)
Biological process (GO): electron transport chain
Molecular function (GO): electron transfer activity; 2 iron, 2 sulfur cluster binding
Source: RefSeq, a predicted model, not a curated record
CUUAUCUUUUUUCCAACACCACACACUCCCCUAACCCUGAAAACAAGCUUCUCGCUGUCCUUAGCAGCAAAAGGAAAAAAACAAUGGCUAUCCUUCAUUUCACUCCAUCUCCAUGUACUCCUACCUUAAUUGUCAACAAACCAAAACACCCCACAACAAUUUCAACCUCCCAAUCGAAGUUCAACCCCAAAACCCACCAUGGGUCUUUCAAAAGAUUGUCGACUUUGAUAGCAAGAUCUUACAAAGUUGUAUUGGAGCAUGAAGGCAACUCUACCGAGCUAGAGGUGGAAGACGAUGAGACCAUACUAUCAAAGGCAUUGGACUUGGGCAUAACCGUGCCAUAUGAUUGUCAGCUUGGGGUUUGCAUGACUUGCCCUGCUAAGCUCUUAAGUGGAACCGUUGAUCAAAGUGAAGGUAUGCUUAGUGAUGAUGUUAUAGACCGUGGGUUUGCAUUACUUUGUGUAGCUUAUCCAACUUCAGAUUGCCAUAUCAAGACUAUCCCUGAAGAAGAACUGCUUUCUUUGCAGUUAAAAACAGCUAAUGAUUGACACUGAAACUGUUUUUGUGUGUGUCUGUUGGAUGCUGUGUUUUUAUCUUGAACGAAAUGGAGUUAAAACUUAUUUGAUAUCUUCAUAGGUUAUUUUCCCAGAUUGAGGAGGAAGAGAAUGGUGUUGAAUUGAUCCUUUAUUUAUGUAUUCUUGUAAGAAUAUAAAA